AUGGCCCUGGACGGCGAGCGGGGGGAACAAGAGGAGGAGAAGAAAAAGAAGAAGAAGAAAAAGAAGAGGAAGAAGAAGGAGGAGGAGGAGGGGGCUCAGAAGAGCUGCUCACCCUUCGCCGCCACAAUGGGGGAGAACGACGCCGCGCUCCGGGCCGGCGGCAGGGGGCUCUCGGACCCAUGGGCAGACUCCGUGGGGGUGCGACCCCGCACCACCGAGCGCCACAUCACGGUGCACAAACGGCUAGUGCUGGCGUUCGCCGUGUCCAUCGUGGCGCUGCUCGCGGUCACCAUGCUCGCAGUGCUGCUCAGUUUGCGCUUCGACGAGUGUGGGGCAAGCGUACCGCCCGGCGCCGACAGCCACCCUGCCGGCUUCCCGGGGCGCGGCAGCAACGAGAGCCUUCCGGGGUCGGCUCGGCGCAACCACCACGCUGGCGGGGGCUCCUCGCAGCCCGAGGCAGGCGGGGAAGCCACCCCUGAGACCUCGUCCGCUCAGCCGCCGUCGGAGGAGGAGCGAGAGCAGUGGCAGCCGUGGACGCAGCUGCGCCUGUCGGGCCACCUCAAGCCUCUGCAUUACAAUCUGAUGCUCACCGCCUUCAUGGAGAACUUCACCUUCUCCGGGGAGGUCAACGUGGAGAUCGCGUGCCGGAACGCCACCCGCUACGUCGUGCUGCACGCCUCCCGAGUUGCGGUCGAGAAGGUGCAGCUGGCCGAGGACCGCGUGGCCGGGGCGGUCCCCGUGGCCGGCUUUUUCCUCUACCCGCAAACCCAGGUCUUGGUGGUGGUGCUGAAUAGGACCCUGGAUGCGCAGAGGAAUUACAAUCUGAAGAUCAUCUACAACGCCCUGAUCGAGAACGAGCUCUUGGGCUUCUUCCGCAGCUCCUACGUGCUCCACGGGGAGAGAAGAUUCCUUGGUGUUACUCAGUUUUCGCCCACACAUGCCAGGAAGGCAUUUCCGUGUUUUGAUGAGCCCAUUUACAAGGCUACUUUCAAAAUCAGCAUCAGACAUCAAGCGACCUACUUGUCUUUAUCCAAUAUGCCAGUGGAAACGUCCGUGUUUGAGGAAGAUGGAUGGGUUACGGACCACUUCUCACAGACCCCUCUCAUGUCCACAUACUAUUUAGCCUGGGCAAUUUGCAACUUCACCUACAGAGAAACUACCACCAAGAGUGGGGUUACAGUGCGAUUAUACGCAAGGCCUGACGCUAUCAGAAGAGGUUCCGGGGACUACGCCCUCCAUAUAACGAAGAGACUGAUCGAAUUUUACGAAGACUACUUUAAAGUGCCCUAUUCCUUGCCAAAACUAGAUCUUUUAGCCGUGCCUAAGCACCCGUAUGCUGCUAUGGAGAACUGGGGACUCAGUAUUUUUGUGGAGCAAAGAAUACUGCUGGAUCCCAGUGUUUCAUCUAUUUCUUAUUUGCUGGAUGUCACCAUGGUCAUUGUUCAUGAGAUAUGUCACCAGUGGUUUGGUGACCUCGUGACUCCUGUGUGGUGGGAAGACGUGUGGCUGAAGGAGGGUUUUGCUCACUACUUUGAGUUCGUUGGUACAGACUACCUCUACCCUGGCUGGAACAUGGAAAAACAGAGGUUUCUGACGGAUGUUCUGCACGAAGUGAUGCUGCUUGACGGCUUGGCCAGUUCCCAUCCAGUAUCACAGGAAGUGAUACGGGCAACAGAUAUUGACAGGGUGUUUGACUGGAUCGCAUAUAAGAAGGGCGCUGCUUUAAUUAGAAUGCUGGCUAAUUUUAUGGGCCAUUCAGUGUUUCAGAGGGGUUUGCAAGAUUACUUAACCAUUCAUAAGUAUGGCAAUGCUGCCAGAAAUGAUCUCUGGAACACACUGUCAGAGGCUUUAAAAAGGAAUGGAAAAUAUGUAAAUAUACAAGAAGUAAUGGAUCAGUGGACACUCCAGAUGGGUUACCCUGUUAUCACCAUCCUGGGAAAUAUAACAGCAGAAAAUAGAAUAAUAAUUACCCAACAACAUUUUAUUUAUGACAUCAGUGCUAAAACUAAAGCACAUGAACUUCAAAAUAACAGUUACCUGUGGCAGAUUCCAUUAACUAUUGUGGUAGGAAAUAGAAGCCAUGUGUCUUCAGAAGCAAUUAUUUGGGUGUCCAACAAAUCAGAGCAUCACAGAAUAACUUCUUUGGACAAAGGAAGCUGGUUGCUGGGGAACAUCAAUCAAACAGGCUAUUUUAGAGUCAACUAUGAUUUAAGGAAUUGGAGAUUAUUAAUUGAUCAAUUAAUCAGGAACCAUGAGGUUCUCUCUGUCAGUAACCGAGCAGGUCUGAUCGACGAUGCCUUCAGCCUCGCCAGAGCUGGCUACUUGCCUCAGAAUAUCCCCCUGGAGGUUAUCAGAUACUUGUCUGAGGAGAAGGAUUUUCUUCCUUGGCACGCUGCCAGCCGAGCUCUCUAUCCUCUGGAUAAAUUACUGGACCGCGUGGAGAAAUACAAUGUCUUCAAUGAAUAUAUUUUAAAGCAAGUUGCAACAACGUACAUCAAACUCGGAUGGCCAAAAACCAAUUUUAAUGGAUCUCUUGUUCAAGCGUCCUACCAACAUGAAGAACUACGUAGAGAAGUUAUAAUGCUGGCAUGUAGUUUUGGCAACAAGCACUGUCAUCAACAGGCAUCAACACUUAUUUCAGAUUGGAUUUCCAGCAACAGGAACAGAAUACCACUGAAUGUCAGAGACAUCGUCUACUGCACAGGAGUUUCACUGCUCGACGAGGAUGUCUGGGAAUUCAUCUGGAUGAAAUUCCACUCCACCACAGCGGUUUCAGAAAAGAAAAUAUUAUUGGAAGCCUUAACUUGCAGUGAUGACAGGAAUUUAUUAAAUCGGCUUCUAAACCUAUCACUGAAUUCUGAGGUGGUACUGGAUCAAGAUGCAAUUGAUGUGAUAAUCCAUGUAGCUCGAAAUCCACAUGGCCGAGACCUUGCCUGGAAGUUUUUCAGAGAUAAAUGGAAGAUACUAAAUACCAGGUAUGGAGAAGCGUUAUUUAUGAAUUCCAAACUUAUCAGUGGAGUUACAGAAUUUCUUAAUACUGAAGGUGAACUGAAAGAGCUAAAGAACUUUAUGAAGAACUACGAUGGCGUCGCUGCUGCCUCUUUCUCAAGAGCUGUGGAAACUGUCGAAGCCAAUGUGCACUGGAAAAUGCUUUAUCAAGAUGAGCUUUUCCAAUGGUUAGGAAAAGCUCUGAGACACUGAUGUGUCUCUUAUAAACCGUUCAAUUCAGAAUUCUGUGAGAAGACCUGCCUCGUGCGGAAUGAGGAAAAUGGCCAAAUUGUCAGUGUUAAUGUGUGGGAGGAAUUUUUUUUUUUUUUUUUUUUUUUUUUGGUUUUGGGGGAUUUUUUUUGUUUGUUUCAUUCAUUCUGUUUUGUUUCUCUAUUGGGUGUUCUUCUCUCAAGAAGCUCCUGCAAGUGAAACUAGCGAUGAUUGCUUCAGCUGUACAUUCUUGCUGUUCAGGACCAAAUAUGAUAGUGGUGCAUGUCGUUGUUACAGUCAGUAUGGAAACGCAUAUUCAGAAUAUUUUGUGCAUGGCUGUAUGGUCCUGCCUGUGUUCCAGCAUGCUUAUUUAAACUGUCCGAUGUUGUAUGUGAAUAUAUGUUACAUCCAGUAUGGGCAUUAUGCAAAAGCACAAAGAUUCUCUAUGACAAUCAGUGUGGCAAUGAAUGAGAAACUGACAAGAGGAGUUACAGUCUUAGUCCUGGGCAACGUGAGAGGUGAACUAGCCCUUUCAAUGAUCGAUGUCCCUUGUUUUCAGCACUUGGAUUGUCUUGUAAUGAUUUCUGUGUUGCUAACUCACUUUCUUUGAGUUAAAGCUGUGUAUAUGUUAAAAAAGGCAUAUGGCUAGUGUAUGCAUAUGUAUAUGUACACAGGGAAGUCCCGUAUGUAUUUAGUAUGUUGUACACUGCACUUGUGCAAAGAAUCUCUUCAGAUCAAAGAAAAAUUAUCUCUUUUUAUAAACUUACACAAACUUUGAAAAGGCUGAAAAAGAAUUUAUCUCAACACUAUCCUUCCUGGUAAGUUCCUGACUAAAUUUCUCAACUGUCAGAGAUUUUUUUCAUCUACUUCCUGACUGGUCUAGUCUACUACAUAAAAAUGAAUUCAAACAAAGCUUAUGUAUAAACACUCUUGUAAUUUUCCUAAGUGGCAGCCUUGCCUCAUUCAUAUAGAUUCUGUCAUCAUUUUGGUGAAACUUCCUAUUGGAUAAAACAGUCGUGCAUACUCAAUGAUUAUCAGUGCUGAGAAAGUGUUUAUUUUCCAUCUGGUUUGUUUCUCCAUCUCAUGUUGGGUGGUGAAGAGAGUUACAGACUCUUCCUGUGUGUUGGUUUUGUGUCUGUCUGAAUCUAAUCCCCCAUUAAGCGAUCGUACCUCAAGUGAAUUUUAAUGAUCUCAAUACCAAUUGCACCCAUCGGUUAAGAUGAAAAGUUUCUUUUCUUGAGAAAAGCUUUUCCUUUGGCGUUGACAACUCUGUUCUACCUUUUCCUGGCUGUGUAUUAUGUAAGACAGGUGUUUUUAAAUGGUAUUAUCACCCAGUAGGCCAGCUCUCCAGACAUUGCUUAGAAUCCCCAAAAUGAACAUAUUUUAAGUUUACUGUGAUGAAGUACCAAUGCACCUACUGUACAUAAGCCAGAUGUUCGUGGACCACUUCUUUUUCUGAGGUUUUCUACUCCUCCAAAUCUUCUUGCAAAUCACUGAAAGAAAUAUAUUCUAACUUAAUAGUCACUGAACACUGCGGGGAACGUAGCUGUUUUAGAAACUGGAGCCAUAGAUUUAUUAUAAGUUUAUAGUAAAGAGGAACAAUUUCAUAAUCCAUAGAACAGUUAUCAACUAAAAUUGAGUUUCAGCUUUUUAGCAUUUAAUAUCCAUUACUCAUACCUGAAUUUUCCAGCACUUCAUUCAGUUAAAACAGAGGAAUUUUAAAUACUAGGGUAUGUGUGUUAAUCGGAUGUGGUGUUAACAAAACAUAGUAAUGCGCAGUGUAAAAUCUAAAAGUCAUCCCACCUCUCUGAAGUGAUGAAAUUCAGCUAGUAUACAUCACAUACAUGAACUCCUUACGGGGUAAGUUCUGAAACGUAACAGUAAUAAAUAUCACGCUGUCAUACAAAUCCCAGAUGUGUACUGUGUCACCAUCGGAUUCAUGUAAUAGAGAAGAUAAAAAAUUAGAGGUGGAUAUCCUGUUUUGUGUCGUGAAUUACUGAAAACUCUCAGUGGUUGUGACAUUCUUUUGAGUGGAAUCACCAUUUCCAGUUCUGAGUUAGAAGGGCUCUUGUAGUUCUUUCUGUAACUCUGCACUGUUGAUAAUCUUAAUCCUCCUUCAGUAUUUUAGUGGCCUUGAACAACUGGUUUAGCUACAACGUCAAACCCUAAGUGUUUAAUUAUGUGCAAUGUUCAAUACCUCACGUAACACCUGUUCAACAGCAUAACGGUAUCAGUGGCAUUGAGAUGGAAUUUCUGUUCGACAUAUUUCUUCAAUAAUUUAUCCUUUCCAAUGUUGAAGAUUAUAUCAGACUUUAAUGUUUUUUUUUAGUUGUUUAAAUAAGUAAUAUUUUCAAAAUAAUAAAACGACCAAUGAUAUCUCUUGGAAUAUUCUGUAAAUUGUAGUGAUAAAGUUCUAUUUUCUACAUAGAGUUUUUAUGUUUUUUCUCUUCUUUGUCUGUUCUACAAAUCAUAUGUAUGCAUGAAAUAACAAAUUGUUGAAAGUGUCCAACAUCUUGGCUUAAAAUGUUUCUGUGCCAAACAAUAUACGUACAGUAGUAAAACUUGGUUUCCCUUAGAAAAGACUGAAUAUUUACCAUACUAAGUAUUAAAUAUUUCUAGGUAACCUGUAAAUAAAAAG
Messenger RNA from Camelus dromedarius (Arabian camel), 5836 nucleotides. It is a transcript of the gene TRHDE, whose product is annotated as thyrotropin releasing hormone degrading enzyme. Gene Ontology annotation, cellular component: cytoplasm. The transcript is spliced from 19 exons. Gene Ontology annotation, molecular function: peptide binding; zinc ion binding; metalloaminopeptidase activity. The record is from RefSeq and is a predicted model, not a curated record. Bases 1 to 3201 code for a protein of 1066 amino acids. NCBI's taxonomy places the organism in Eukaryota, Metazoa, Chordata, Mammalia, Artiodactyla, Camelidae. Gene Ontology annotation, biological process: peptide catabolic process; proteolysis.